CUUGCUAUGUUGCAAUAUUUUCUAUUCAGGAUAUUGAAAUGACUUGAACAAACAAGUUCAUGAAUUUUUUUCUCRCCUACUGCGCGCUUAUUGAUAUGAGAAAUUAUAUUUGCGUAUAAUUCGUGCCAAAUUGUGAAAUGAAUUUCCGUUAAAACCAAAUUUGUAUUGACUUAAUUAAGUAUUUUUCCCAGCUUCCUUACAGUGAUAAUUUACAUUUAGUGACAAGUCAUCGAAGAGCCAUCGUCUUUUUGAGACCAAGCAUUAUUGUCUGAUGUCUACCUACGAUUUGGUGAAUUCACAAUAUACCAACCGACCCUACAACUGGUAAACURUGCAACGAGAAACUGUCAGUUUUCUUUAUGAAGUGGCACAGAAUUACAGGAUGUGGCGCAGUAGUUAUUGAACUUUAAAAGCAAGCAAGUACAAAGUAACAGGCGGCUACAUUAGCUGAGCUACAACGAUAUGAAUAACUCUGCUGUMUUAGCUAGACUUGCUGUUGAAUUACGAUCRCGAAGCACUGCUCGUGUUGURUUUGAAAGUGGAGUUUUUCUAGCCAUUGGACUUUUGAUACUCGUCGGGAACGCCAUGACACUCUUCAUAGUUUACAAAAAUCGUCAACUCCGCACUGUACCCAACCUUUUCAUCGUUUCAUUGGCAUUUUCUGACAUUGGAAUKGCUGUCUUGUCGAUGCCAAUGUGUUUCACUGUUCUUGUUGUUGGUCAAUGGCCUUUUGGAGAUGCAGCUUGCCAGUACAACGGUUUCAUAGCGGUUUUCAUGGCGCUYGCAUCGGUACARUCAUUGACAUGGACCUCUGUGAAUAGAUAUUUUCGUGUUGUAAAGCCAAAAAAGUACAGGAAAUACUUUACGAUGAAGUCUACAGGACUUUACAUUGCAUUGUUUUGGUUCUUUGCGGCCAUGACUACAAUACCAUAUUUGUUAUCUGGAAAUCGCAUGGUSUUUCAUCCUGGAAAAUACUUCUGUUAYCUUGMAAUUARCGUAACAUGGUAUACAGCMCUWGCAGUAUCGUUAUACAUAGGAAUCCCAACCAGCGUYACACUAUACUGCUAYCUCAGGGUCUUCCAAGCUGUYYACARRCAUAACAAACAAUUUGCACAGUCAAGAGGRUCUARCAAUAACCUGAGCGUCGAGGAAAUUAAGAUAACUCGCACAUUGUUUGUGGUGAUGYUGGUGUACAUGACAUGCUGGACKCCAAUCCUAAUCAUUGAUCUCAUUGAUACAGGCCGUGGUUACUGGUCGAUGAAUAGAGAAGUGUAUACCUUCUACAGUUACCUUGCAGUGGUGAGCAGUGCAACUAACCCUAYAAUCUAUGGACUGAUGAACCCACAGUUUAAGAAAGAGUAUUUGAAAAUCAUGUUUUGCAAGUUUUGUCGAAGAAGCGAAAAGGCAUCGGCUGUGACGACAAUUACCGCUGGAAACACAUCACAAUCCCGAUCGAGACCGCUUCAAGAAGACCUGAGAAUUGAGUCUGUGGUUUCAACUACAUAGAAUCUAUAUACAAUGUAUCAUAUAAUAUCGUUAAACAUUAAAAUGAUGAAAAUUGUAAGGUGCGAAUUCAUAUACAGCGAAGAAAACGCUUGAUAUAAUAUAUUCAUAAUCAUUAUCACAAAAAUAGUGUAAUAGGGCAUGAUCAUUUUCAUCAAUGAUUACGAUGCAUGUUACUGUAUAUAGCAACAAAUAUAAAUAAAUAAUUAGRCUUAUUUAAAGAGAUAUAAUUGACAACU
Exaiptasia diaphana is the source of this 1742-nucleotide messenger RNA. RefSeq names its product melatonin receptor type 1C-like. Gene Ontology annotation, molecular function: neuropeptide Y receptor activity. The transcript is spliced from 2 exons. Gene Ontology annotation, biological process: G protein-coupled receptor signaling pathway. The record is from RefSeq and is a predicted model, not a curated record. NCBI's taxonomy places the organism in Eukaryota, Metazoa, Cnidaria, Anthozoa, Actiniaria, Aiptasiidae. Gene Ontology annotation, cellular component: membrane. Bases 463 to 1506 code for a protein of 347 amino acids.